This is a messenger RNA of Salvia splendens (bonfire salvia), 519 nucleotides long. RefSeq lists its product as uncharacterized. The transcript has a single exon. The record is from RefSeq and is a predicted model, not a curated record. NCBI's taxonomy places the organism in Eukaryota, Viridiplantae, Streptophyta, Magnoliopsida, Lamiales, Lamiaceae. Bases 1 to 519 code for a protein of 172 amino acids.
AUGGAGCAAAAUCUGCCAAUCAUAGCUAAAAAAUUCUGGAAAAUCGUCCGAGUUCUCUACUUCAUGCUGCGAAAAGGCAUCUCCAAAGCGAAGCUCCUCGCCGAUCUCAGCCUGAUGAUGAAGCGCGGCAAAAUCGCCGGAAAAGCGGCCAUACAAAACCUAAUUUUCCACCACACCGCGGCCGCGGCGGCGCGGCCGAUUAAGGAGUACGAGUUCAGUUGCGGCACCAGCCCCGCCUUCAAUUUCCCCUCCUUCAAGCGGGGAAAGCGGGCCGCGCCCGCGCCGAUCGAUGCGGAGCUGCUGGCGGCGGCGCUGGAGAUGAUGAACGGCACCGCGGCGUCGCCGGCGCUGCCGGGGUUCGGACCGAGCCCGAUGGUGCGGCAGCUGCGGAUCACGGACUCGCCGUUCCCGCUGUGUAAUGCGGAGGAUAAUCACGUGGAUGAGGAGGCGGAGAGGUUUAUUAUGAAGUUUUACAGCGAUUUGAAGCGACAGAGCUGCAAAUCGCCGCUUUCGUAUUGA